AUGAAAAAUUCUGAAUGUUCAAACAAUUCUAAUUAUGAAAAAGAUAAUAUUAGACAUGAAUUACAAUUAUUAAUUGAUAAAUUAGGAUUCAUAAUUUCUUUAGCCAUGAAUGACUAUAUUAAUAUUAAUAAUAAA
Funneliformis caledonium is the source of this 135-nucleotide messenger RNA. The record is from the annotation of a GenBank genome assembly. Lineage: Eukaryota; Fungi; Glomeromycota; Glomeromycetes; Glomerales; Glomeraceae.